Messenger RNA from Ogataea philodendri, 1356 nucleotides. RefSeq lists its product as uncharacterized. The transcript has a single exon. The record is from RefSeq and is a predicted model, not a curated record. Gene Ontology annotation, cellular component: COG complex. NCBI's taxonomy places the organism in Eukaryota, Fungi, Ascomycota, Pichiomycetes, Pichiales, Pichiaceae. Gene Ontology annotation, biological process: cytoplasm to vacuole targeting by the Cvt pathway; intra-Golgi vesicle-mediated transport. The coding region runs from base 1 to 1356 and encodes 451 amino acids.
AUGUCUAAUUCGACCGAGUUACUCUUGGAGACGUUCUGGAACGAACUUCCGGCGGACGUUGCUGUGUUGUUGGAAUCGUCCGAUGCGUACAAAAAUGAAGCACUGAACUGUUUGAACGAACUGCUCAAUCAAGAGGACAACUCAGAAACUUUACUUUCAACCAACGUUAGACCAUCGCUGGACGGUGGAGAGUCUGGUCACACUUUGAUCGAGCAAGUUGCCGAGUUGGAGUCGUCACAACGUAAUUUGGAGGCACAGAUCAAGAAAACCGUGUACAACAACUUGGACAAGUCUCUGGAUCUGAAUCAGACCUAUAGAGACUGUGUUUCCAUGUUCAACAACGACUUUGUGGAAUGUUGCGAGUUCUUGUCGACCAAUUUUAGCAAGUCUGACGAGUCGAUCGAAACAGAACAAAAGUCGGAAGAAAGCAGCUGGAAAGACUUGCUCAAAUCUCAACAUCCGCAUUCAAAACACGACCAGUUCCAAGAAACCAAACAAUCAUCAUCAAUUAUCUUGCAAAACAUGGACAGCAUCAUGGAUAUUCUGGAACUCCCAGCAUUGGCAAACGCAUGUGUCAAAACCGGACACUAUGCCGAAUGUGUGGAAAUCGCUUCGCAUGUUCGUCGUCUUUCGAUAAGAUACUCAGACAUAGACAUUAUACAAAAAGUCGAGCACGAUGUUCAAUUGGAGAUUAGAGAAAUGGUGAACGGAUUAAUUAGAUUGCUUAACACCGAUCUUCGACAAUCCUCCAUCAUUAAGAUUGCAACGUACUUGAAACGAAUUGGGCCAUUCCAAAAGACUACAAACGAGUCAGAGAAUAAUGCGCUUUUGCAAAAUAAAAAUACCGAUGCCAUCAAUAACGAUCUAUUGCAAAAGAUCUUCCUCAAAUCGCGGUACCAGUUCAUCCUGAACGAGUUGGAGGUUCUGUCGCCGUUAAAGAAGAGCAAUUCUACAGACAAGUAUCUCAAGAGAUGUUUGGAGGUGAUCAGAGAACACUGUUUCCAAACAAUAGUAACUUUUGAGUCGAUUUUCCCUAACGAAUCGGGGAAAGCCGUCAACAACCUACUCUAUUCGUUUAUCAAGUCAUUGAUCCUAAGGCUAUGUGAGAUUUUGAAAGAAGGAUUCACCAAGAUCGAAGAGUCCAGUAAAGACGGUCUAUUACUUCAAUUGAUCUACUGCUCCCAAAGCUUAGGAAGAAUCAGCGGAGACUUUAACCUCGUCAUACUCGAUCAAUUGGACGACGUGAUCGAUAAGGAAAACUGGUGUGCCAUAUUGAAGAAACAAAGAGAACUGAUCAAGUCGCUGAGCAAGAACAUGAACGAGCUCAACAUGGGGAAGAAGUCGAUCCAAACCUGA